This is a messenger RNA of Mus musculus (house mouse), 2423 nucleotides long. It is a transcript of the gene Mrpl41, whose product is annotated as mitochondrial ribosomal protein L41. Bases 235 to 642 code for a protein of 135 amino acids. Gene Ontology annotation, cellular component: mitochondrion; ribonucleoprotein complex; mitochondrial large ribosomal subunit. The transcript has 2 exons. Gene Ontology annotation, biological process: translation. NCBI's taxonomy places the organism in Eukaryota, Metazoa, Chordata, Mammalia, Rodentia, Muridae. The record is from RefSeq and is marked validated. Gene Ontology annotation, molecular function: structural constituent of ribosome.
UGGUGACCAGUCGGCGAGGCUCUUGCUACGGAGUGUCUGACCCCGCCUACGGUCGGAAACGCAGGGAGGACCUUGCUGUGCCUUGGAAGGAGUGACCGGUCAGGCGGUGUUUUAAACGGCUCAGGCUGGGGAAACCGUGUCUGAGCUGUCUCAGGUCGAAAGGGUUCUCCCUUUCUCCCUUGCGGGCCGAGCUCUAGAGCCGUCAGCCCAGAGCUGAUUUAUCCAGAGCCCAGCAUGGGUUUCCUGACUGCCGUGACUCAAGGCCUGGUGCGGGGAGCUGACAGGAUGAGCAAGUGGACAAGCAAGCGGGGACCACGCACCUUCACUAAGAGUCGGGGUGCCAAGAAAACAGGCAUCUAUACUUCUGAUAGGAAGUUUGUGCAAAUAAAAGAAAUGGUUCCAGAAUUUGUCGUCCCGGACUUGACGGGCUUCAAGCUCAAGCCCUACGUUAAUUACCGAGCUCCUGCAGGCAUAGACACACCUCUGACCGCCAAAGCGCUCUUCCAGGAAACAGUUGCACCCGCUAUCGAAAAAGACUUUAAAGAAGGGACAUUUGAUGCUAACAACCUGGAGAAAUACGGCUUCGAGCCCACACAGGAAGGCAAGCUGUUCCAAUUAUAUCCUAAGAAUUUCCCACGCUAGAAGACCAUGAGAGAGGCCAAAAGUUUGUCUACAAAGUGGAGACAGUACUGACCAAGCCUUGGAUUCUUAUUGUCUCAAAGAGUAGGGGCAGCUUCCUAGCGCACUUCUAUUAAAUGCCUUUAGUGUCUCGUACAGUAUGUGUUUUGAAUCAAGUCAUUGAAGUGUGCUGCAGGGCAGACUCCAUGCAGUAGCUAUAGAGUUCAUAACAAAUCCCAACCAAGUCAAGUCUGGGGGCACACUUCUCUGGCUCCAAGGUGAGGGUAGUUCCUGUUGGGUGAAAGUAGCCAUCCCCAAGGAGAGCCCUAAGAUGGAAGUCACAAGAGCAGUUAGUGUCACCUGCUUUCAUGACCAGUCUAGUCUACCUGAUUCAUCAUAGCCCCUGAGACAUUAUUUGUCCCAUUUAAGACUUAGCUAACCCUUAUAUUUAACACCUUUUAUUUAUAAUUGGGCCAGCAGUUGAGAAGUGAUCCCUUUAAUGGUAACCAAAAAAAACAUUGCUCACCAUGUAUUCAUGAAGACCCAAGUUAAGCCCAUACUUAUAAUCUCAGCAAUAGGAAGGAGACAACAGGAUCUCUGGGGCUUGCUGCCCAGCCAAGUCUAGACUAGUCAGCUAACCUCAAAUCCCAGCAAGAGACCGUGGCUCAAGACAGGCUAUCGUGAAUGGCAGCUGAGGUUAACCCCUAUCUGCCACACUCAUGUAUACAUAGAAGCAAACAAGGUAGUAUUGGACACUUAGGAGACUAAGAAGGGGUUACAAGUCAGUCCAGCCUGGGCUAUGUAGUAAGGUCUUUUUUAUUGGAGACAAGAGUCUUGAUGUCCUAGAACUUGCUAUGUAGAUCACCAGGCCGCCCUCAGCCUGACAGAGAUCCGUCUUCAUGUGCUUCCUGAGUGCUGGGAUUAAAGGGAUCAAUCACCACAGCCCGUCUUAAAGAGCUGUGAGCUCAGCAUUUGGGAAGCUUAGGUAGGUGGAUCUUAAGUUCAAAGCCCAACCAGCUUAGACUACAUAGUAAGCUUAUGAUCAGCCUGAAAUAUAUAGGCCCAGGGAAGCACAAGAUAGCUGGGAAUACAGUUCAGUGCUAGAAAACCAUAACUUGUCUGCCAUGUGUAAGUCCCUGUAUGUGAUGGAACUUCAUUUAAAAAAAUAACAUUUUCUCUUCUGAACACUUGUGUAUCAUACUGAGGGUUAGACACAUUCCAAUGCUCUCUCCAGAUAAGACAAUCAAAAUGGGACUCUUGAUAGCUCCAUAGUCUGUGUUCCCAUAGAAGCCAUCUAUGUAGACAUAAGAACUAAUAAGUUAUUAAUGCUAUGAUUAAGUGAUGAGUGAUAUGGACCAUAACAAGUAAUUCAAGUUUGUGUUCCUGGAUAGUGCCACUUCCAGUACCAAAAAAAGGUAAAACUUCUGUUUAGGAAAUAACUUCUACUAAUUUUAUAAGGUGAGAGUUUUAAAAGAGGGGCUGUAGGGCUAGCAAGAAGGCUCAGUGGUACUUCCUGCAGAGCCUGACACCAGAGUUGGAUCCCUGGGACCCACAUGAUGAGAGAUCCAGCUUCUGCAUGUCCUGUGAUCUCCACAUGUGCACAAUAUUAUCUGUGUAAUCACAAAAAAUCAAAACUAUAGGGGCUGCAGACCAGAAGUGGGUCAGGGGUUACUAGUGCUCUCUGCUCUUCUAGCACUUACAAAGGUGGCACACAGCUGUCUGUAACUCUUACUUCCAGGUGAUCCAAUAUCCUCUUCUGACCUCUGGGAGCACCAGGCACAAUAAAACACUCAUGCACAGGCUGG